GUCGUGCAGGGGUGGGAACCAGGGUGAGGGUGCCGACUCGGUUUUUUGCACUCGGACGGAAGCUAGGGGCAGGAGCAAUGGUGCUCCAUUUGGUGCCCAGAUGGUCUGCAAGGCUCUUCUGGGCGUCUUCAGGAUGGAGGAGGACCUACACCCAGGGAGCUUCUGUGAGGUUGAAGUGGCUUGGUUGCCCUCAGGCCAUGUACAGCCCCUUGGCUUGCAGAGCUUACUCAGUGGCCGCUGGCAGCCCUGAGGUAAUGCUGACCCCUGAGCGAUACCCGGUGCAACGGCUGCCGUUUUCUACUGUGUCUGAGGAAGACCUGGCUGCAUUUGAAUGCAUCAUACCUGGCAGAGUUAUCACAGAUCCAGAGCAACUGCACGCAUGCAAUGUGGACUGGCUGAGGACUGUACGAGGCUGUAGUAAGGUGUUGCUGAGACCCCAGACCUCAGAGGAAGUCUCCCAGAUUCUUAGGCAUUGCUAUAAGAGGAACUUGGCUGUGAACCCACAGGGCGGGAACACUGGCAUGGUGGGCGGCAGUGUCCCUGUCUUUGACGAAGUCAUCCUGUCCACUGCCCUCAUGAAUCAAGUCAUCAGCUUUCACGAUGUAUCUGGAAUUCUGGUUUGCCAGGCAGGCUGUGUGCUGGAGGAGCUGAGCAGGUAUGUGCAGGAGCGGGACUUCAUCAUGCCGCUGGACUUGGGAGCAAAGGGCAGCUGCCACAUCGGGGGCAAUGUGGCAACAAAUGCUGGUGGCCUGCGGUUCCUGCGGUAUGGCUCUCUUCGAGGGACUGUCCUGGGCCUGGAAGUGGUACUCGCUGAUGGGACCAUCCUGAACUGCCUGACCUCUCUGAGGAAGGACAACACAGGUUAUGACCUGAAGCAGAUGUUCAUUGGGUCAGAGGGCACCCUGGGAGUCAUCACUGCUGUGUCCAUUGUGUGCCCACCCAGGCCCAAGGCUGUGAAUGUGGCUUUCCUUGGCUGCCCUGGGUUUACUGAGGUUCUGCAGACCUUCUGCACCUGCAAGGGGAUGCUGGGCGAGAUCCUGUCUGCGUUUGAGUUUAUGGAUACUGAAUGCAUGCAGCUGGUUGGACAGCACCUCCACCUGACCAACCCAGUACAAGAGAGUCCGUUCUAUGUCCUGGUUGAGACCUCAGGCUCCAGUGCAGGACACGAUGCUGAGAAGCUGACCAACGUCCUGGAGCAGGUGCUGAACUCUGGCCUGGUGACAGAUGGCACUAUGGCCACCGACCAGAGGAAAGUCCAGAUGCUGUGGGCCUUGCGGGAGAGGAUCACAGAGGCGCUCAGUCGUGAUGGCUACGUGUUCAAGUAUGACCUAUCCCUCCCUGUGGAGCGGCUCUAUGACCUUGUGAUUGACCUCCGCACCCGCCUGGGCCCUCGUGCCAAGCAUGUGGUGGGAUAUGGGCACUUGGGGGAUGGCAACCUUCACCUGAACGUGACAGCAGAGGCCUUUAGCCAGGAGUUGCUUGGAGCCUUGGAGCCUUAUGUGUAUGCCUGGACAGCGGAGCAUCGGGGCAGUGUCAGUGCCGAGCACGGCCUGGGCUUCAAGAAGAAGAAUGUUCUUGGCUAUAGCAAGCCACCCGUGGCCGUGAAACUUAUGCAACAGCUAAAGACCAUGCUGGACCCCAAAGGCAUCCUGAACCCCUAUAAGACUCUACCUGCUCAGGCCUAACUGGAUCUUUUCGAGAAGUUGUGCAAGAUGCUGGGACCUUGGGCAUGCAGGGUUGGUGGGCCUGGAGGCCUCCCGGUAGAUGGCACCCGAGAUAGACCAGGUUACUGACACUCACUGGCUAGCCAGGAGCCGGCUCUGAGCACCCUCUGGGCUCUGCUGCCUUUCUCUGGGGGUGAACAGAGCAGAUAGAGGUGGCUGACCCUUCCCUCCUCUCCUACCAGCUCAUUGUGGACAGAAUAAGUGGGCAGGCAGUUGCCCCACUCCCAAACAGGCCAGCUCUCACUGGCUCUGUGGUGGCCUGUGGAGACCUGCUGUGUUGCAUCUCGGUAGUGUGUAAUUUUAAAAGCACACUACCUUGCCUGGUGCCACACGAGGCCACAGCUGGUCUCACUCAGCUCCACCAACGGCCAGCUGAGCCAUUUUUCCCCAGAGCCGCGAUUACUCCCCCAGCCCCUCAUGGCUAGCUUUUCCAAGCUGCCGCCAACAACCACCUCAGCAGAUAAAAAACACUAGACAGUUUUAUUAUUUUAAAACUAGCCAUAUAACUCAAUGGCUGGGCGAAGAAUUUCCUGCCCUAAUCUUAUCAACUAGCUCCUUCCAUCUUGCUUAGCCCCUUGCUGAUAGCAGAGGCUAUAAACUCGAGGAGCCCCAAGACUUACAUGUCUGCAGCUUCCUACUCGCUCCAAAGCCUGGUCUGAAUUCUUCUUUGUGUCUAUUCCCUUCUGCCUGGAACCGAAAAGUACCAUCUGUUUCCUUUCACCCAACAAUUGGCUUCUGCCUCCUUUAUUGACACAAUUAAGAACCAAUUAGGGAAUUAACACCUCUCCCUACACAUCUCUGGGAAGAGUGCCAUGUGGUCUCUUGGUUGGAUCUUACUGGAUGGUUUGCCAUGUAGCAUGUACUCUGAGGGCUGCAGCAGAGUUGUCCAGCCCCAGAUCAGUUACCAUAAUGACCCAGAGCAUCACAACUCACUCCCAUGGAGCUGAAUGGAAUUGGCUGUCAUAUCAAGCAGGCCUUGGAUUGGUAACUGUGGUCCAUCUGACCAGGCCAUUCCCUUGGGUUUUGUUUGUUUUGAGAUCUCUAUAUAACCCUGGCUGUCCUGGAACUUCUGAUGUAGACCAUAUUGACCUUUAAACUCACAGAGAUCCACCAUGCCUCUGCCUUUGCUUCUGUCCCCUGAGUGCUGGGAUUAAAGGCAAUUGCCACUACACCCAGCUUACCUUGUUCUUGAAGACCUGUCUGGUCUGGUUGGUAA
Grammomys surdaster is the source of this 2940-nucleotide messenger RNA. It is a transcript of the gene D2hgdh, whose product is annotated as D-2-hydroxyglutarate dehydrogenase. The coding region runs from base 78 to 1685 and encodes 535 amino acids. Gene Ontology annotation, cellular component: mitochondrion. The record is from RefSeq and is a predicted model, not a curated record. The transcript is spliced from 10 exons. Lineage: Eukaryota; Metazoa; Chordata; Mammalia; Rodentia; Muridae. Gene Ontology annotation, molecular function: FAD binding; catalytic activity.